AUGGUCAUGGCAACGAGCGGCCCGGAGCCCGAACGUCAAGAGGAGUCGCAAUUCUGGCGAGAUGAGGUCUCGCAUUCUCUCCUUUCCCUCAUGCAGAGUGCUGGAUACUCUCUUAAGGAGCAGGAACAUUAUCUAGAGUUCACCAAACAGCAUGUUUUAUCGUCCCUAGGACCCCCUCCCAUCACUACCAAGUCGGGGGCUAGAAUCCCGCAUUUCGACAGCUUUUGCUCUGACGAUUUCUCACCUGCUGAGCUCAGCUGGAAUAUCGGGCAUAACCGAUCCAAAAUUCGGGUGGGCUCCGAGCCCAUCGGCCCAUUCGCCGGGACAGUCAAAGACCCUUUCAACCAGGACGAAUCUCAAGUGGUCAUGUCGCGUCUGUUGCGUCAAGGGCGUGGCCCUGUCGACGGGGAGCUCUGGGAGUUCUUCAAGAAGCACCUCCACGUUGAAGCCAAGCACGCGAACGAGAUUGUGUCCAAAAUGGCGCCCAAUGAACACAUGACAACCAAUACCAUCUCGUUCGAUCUGGAUGGCGAACAGCCGGCUCCGAAAGUCUACUUCUACCCUAUCCCAAUCUCUCUCCUAGCGAAUAAUCAUGCUGGGGAAAUCAUCACUGAUGUUGUCGCGCAACUCCCGGUAAACCUGGAGCCUGCCUUCAACUACGUCCGGGACUUCGUUUACUGCUACAAGAAGCAGCGCAAUAACGAGAGCAUCUUGCGGCUGGAACUUAUUGCGUUUGACGCCGUGAGCCCAGUCGAUUCCCGCUUCAAGCUAUACCUCCGAACCAAGGAAACCUGCCUGGCGCGGGUGGAGGAGGUGUACUCACUCGGGGGUGCGCUCAAGGGUCCAGAGAUAGACCACGGCUUGAAUCUGAUCCGCUCCUUUUAUCUGCACGUUUUGGGAACGACAGCUCCAGAGGAGGAUCUACCUCCCAGCACACACCGCACGGCAGGAAUCAUCUUCAAUAUGGAGAUGAAGCAUAACAGUCUUGCCCCAGUGCCGAAAGUGUAUAUCCCUGUGCGCCAUUACGGCGGCACGGACUUGCGGAUCGCCCAAUCACUCAGUAAUUUCUUCCGUGCUUGGGGGCUUACUCAUAUGGCCGACACGUAUGUUGCUGCUGUCCAAAAAGCUUUGUAG
Messenger RNA from Colletotrichum navitas, 1134 nucleotides. Its product is annotated as aromatic prenyltransferase. Lineage: Eukaryota; Fungi; Ascomycota; Sordariomycetes; Glomerellales; Glomerellaceae. Bases 1 to 1134 code for a protein of 377 amino acids. The record is from RefSeq and is a predicted model, not a curated record. Gene Ontology annotation, molecular function: transferase activity, transferring alkyl or aryl (other than methyl) groups. Gene Ontology annotation, biological process: alkaloid metabolic process. The transcript has a single exon.